Molecule: messenger RNA, 1026 nt
Organism: Drosophila obscura
Lineage: Eukaryota; Metazoa; Arthropoda; Insecta; Diptera; Drosophilidae
Exons: 2
Coding region: 153-920 (255 amino acids)
Source: RefSeq, a predicted model, not a curated record
UCCAGUUUAUUUUUCACAAAUAUACCAUAUACCAGAAAAUUACACCAAAAAGAUAUUGGUUCUGUGUUGCAUUUUUGGCGCCGCGACGCUGAUACUUCAAAGAAAUAUCACAGAUUAUUUGAAUUUUAUUUCAUUGACACAAUUAGAUAAUAAUGAUGAAAGAAAUGAAAGUCGAACGGGGCGAAACGACGCCCAUUCGUGGUGGCAAAGUGAAGAGACUGUACCACCAAAGAUAUCGCACCGAAUGGGAAAGAAAUCCAGAGUUUUCGCAAUGGUUGAGUCCAAGCAAUGACGGUUAUUCCGCUCAUUGUCAAAUAUGCGAUGCGGAUAUGUUGGCCAGAUUGGCCUCCGUCAAGCAGCAUCACAACACGAGGAAGCACCAGGAGAGCAUUAAGUGCAACGCAUUCCUAUCAAUGAAUAUGAUUAAAUCCGAACAAGGCAUUACCUUCGAAUCGAAGCCAAAGGCCAAACCCAGGGCCAAAUCAAAGCCGAAAAUCAAGCUCAUUUCAAAAAUGGAACCCAUGGAGGAUCAAGAAAUAGCGUCUAACGACGAUUCCAUAUUAGACGAUUUGCUGGGAAACGAGUCGAUGGAGAGGAAAUACCUCUCCGAAGGGGAACAAGUCGACGGCACGGAGCUGCAACACACCGACGAGCAGGACGUCGAGGAGAUGGAAGCCGAGAUAAUGCACAUGAAGCACGAUGAGGAUAACGGGAUGCGACUGGAAGAUAUACAGGAAGUGUCCAUAGCCGAGGAAAACAUAAUCACCGAAUUCGAUUUGUUUGGCAAGAGUGUGUCGCUGCAGUUGAACCACAUGGAUCUGGAGGAUGCUUUAAUGUGCCAAGAGCGCCUGCAGGUGGUCCUCACGGAGUUCCGUCUUACCUUACUGAAGCGCAAUAGGGAGGCCAAACGCAGUACUUAAGAUUACAUAUGUUUAUAUCGUUGUUUCUUAUGUACGUAGAAUAAUUAACACUGGAAUGCCUAAAUAAUAAAACUAUUCCGCUUCUAUUUCGUCUAUAAAAGCGCGG